Messenger RNA from Ornithorhynchus anatinus (platypus), 1098 nucleotides. It is a transcript of the gene GAR1, whose product is annotated as GAR1 ribonucleoprotein. Bases 156 to 827 code for a protein of 223 amino acids. The record is from RefSeq and is a predicted model, not a curated record. The transcript is spliced from 8 exons. Gene Ontology annotation, cellular component: box H/ACA snoRNP complex. Gene Ontology annotation, molecular function: box H/ACA snoRNA binding. Gene Ontology annotation, biological process: ribosome biogenesis; snoRNA guided rRNA pseudouridine synthesis. Lineage: Eukaryota; Metazoa; Chordata; Mammalia; Monotremata; Ornithorhynchidae.
UUACGCGCGGAGCUCGACGUUAUCUGUCCCAAACGCUGUAGACUGAUAUCUGAUUUAGAUUCGUGUCAGCAGCCGACGCGUCCGCUGAUUCCGUCGCACGGCGCAGUGCCCCGCACGUGGUAAACGUGGGAUCGCGGAGAGGAGAGGAGGAGAGCAUGUCGUUCCGAGGCGGCGGCAGAGGCGGGGGCCGAGGCGGCUACGGCCGGGGCGGCGGCGGCGGCGGCGGCGGCUUCGGCCGGGGCGGAGGCGGAGGAUUCAACCGCGGAGGCGGCGACUUCCGAGGGGGCGGCCGAGGCGACGGCAGAGGCGGCUUCGGACGCGGCGGGGGCGGCCGAGGAGGCUUCGGUCGAGGCGGAUACGACCAGGGGCCCCCCGAGAGCGUGGUCGUGCUGGGAGAAUUCGUGCACCCCUGCGAGGACGACAUCGUCUGCAAGUGCACCACGCAGGAGAACAAAGUGCCCUACUUCAACGCGCCCGUCUAUCUGGAGAACAAGGAGCAGAUCGGGAAAGUGGAUGAGAUAUUUGGCCAGCUGAGAGACUUUUAUUUUUCGGUCAAGUUGUCGGAAAACCUGAAGGCCUCUUCCUUCAAAAAAUUACAGAAGUUUUAUAUUGACCCUUAUAAGCUGCUGCCCCUGCAGAGGUUUCUGCCUCGGCCGCCGGGCGAGAAGGGUCCUCCGAGAGGCGGUGGGAGAGGAGGGGGCCGCGGAGGAGGCAGAGGCAGAGGCGCGGGAGGUGCCAGAGGGGGUGGUUUUAGAGGCGGAAGAGGCGGUGGAGGUUUCCGAGGCGGAAGAGGCGGCGGAGGCGGUUUCAGAGGACGAGGACGUUAAGCGAGGCUCGACGCGUCAACCACAGCGACGGCUCUGCCCGACUGAGGACGCGGUUCUUCUGUGGAUCGGAAGAGUCUUUUUUAAGCAAAUCAGAUUCCAAGGAACCGGUCGCUCUCUUUGACGGUCGCCUCGCAACGUUGCCGUUGCGACAGGCAGAACGAUGCUGUGAGGAAAUGCUGCUCCGUGAGAGCGAGGACCGAGUCUUUUGAUACGUUCUGUACAGUCUCUAGCACCCCGUGGGUGCUUAAUAAAUGUUACAUAACAAUUUACA